AUGGCUUGUCUGAUUCCUCCUGUAAAGAAUCUAUACAUUUUUGAUUGGAUUACGGACACUGCCUUGUUCAGUACAAUGAGAAAUGCGAUGUUUGUCAAAGUCAAGAGGAGAUGGAAGUUUGCUAAACACAUGGAAACGAUGUACUCCCGCUGCAGAUUUCAACAUCAGCAGUUCGUGCUUCUUGGCCUUGUUGUCGCCUUCGGGGUUCGUCCUAGUCACAGAUCUUUCGUAGUAUUGGAAUUCGACGUUUGUAAAAAAUGAAAGUUAAGUCUGUAUUUUCAAACUGAAAUAAAUUGUUAAAAGAAGGCCUUUCUUUUCUUCAAAUUCCCCGUUUGGUUAUUCUAUCAACAGAAACUAGAAAAACAAUGACUGGA
This is a messenger RNA of Gryllus bimaculatus (two-spotted cricket), 374 nucleotides long. The record is from the annotation of a GenBank genome assembly. Lineage: Eukaryota; Metazoa; Arthropoda; Insecta; Orthoptera; Gryllidae.